Cylicocyclus nassatus is the source of this 1067-nucleotide messenger RNA. The record is from the annotation of a GenBank genome assembly. Lineage: Eukaryota; Metazoa; Nematoda; Chromadorea; Rhabditida; Strongylidae.
AUGGAACGAUCCACCAAAUUGGGUGGAGUGCAAUCCUCUACUGCCACAAAUUGUCUGAAUCGAUUGCACAGACGUCCUGUUGAUCCUUUAAUCUCAAGCAUAACGUCCCGCACUGGGAUACAGCCAGAUCAUCUCCACGGAGGAUAUGAGCCUGGACACCGUGUCAACUCUCAGGUUCCCACUGAACAAUACGAACCACAGCAACCGCCUCUCGAGUAUGAUCCCGUUUUAUAUCAGAAAGCUAGUUGUAAAGCUAUCUUGAACCUGCUAUGUUUCGUGGACUUCCGCGCUAAAACCUGGGUGUGUCCUUUCUGUAACCAGAGGAAUCCAUUUCCUGCUCACUAUGCCGCAAUCGCUGUGGAUAAUCGACCACCCGAACUGUAUCCGCAGUUUACAACGAUAGAAUACACGCUGAAGAAAGCUACCACAAUGCCGCCAAUCUUCAUGAAAGCUUGCAGCUCUGUCACUGCUUCCCGCCGAUGCUAUGAUUGGCAUAAUUACUUAUGGUCGAAUGGUUCAGCUGCACGAACUUAACGUACAAGGAAUCAGCCGAAGUUUUGUAUUCAUUCCUUUGCUUUGUGCUGAUCAACGGCAGUGCCUUUGAGCUUGUGAAGAGAGGGAAUCCCACCUAUUCAUCCUUUGGAAGGGAUAUUUGCACGGGUGAUCAUAAGGGAUGAGUUUUAGAUAGUGGUUACGAUUUGCAAUAUACAAUUUUGUCAUCAAUGAAAUACUUUUAGCCUGUCGCCCUAGCUUUUUCGCUCACUCCGUGAGUUCUGCACGCUUUCUUUUUAUUUUAACGUAAACGUCCGAGCUGUGAUUCGUCUAUCAUAUUUUAGUAAUUUAUUAUUCUCAUUCCUUAUAAGUUGUGAUUGUGAUGCUCAUCUGGAUGAUUAAAUAUUGUGAUCCUGCCUUCGGUAGGACUAUCUAGUUCUUAUGAGUUCCUCACCAGCUCUACUUUUGAGUAUCUUGUUUUACUAGUUCUAUUCGGUCAUCGCAAUCAUAACAAAUACUGAUUGUCUGUUAGCGGUGCUGAUGACAGUGAACUGACGAAUCUUUGAUGUGAGAGC